CUAGGCACGAUGCGUUAAACAACAACAGGAGUCUUUUAUAUUUACGUUUUUGGUUUAUGCACCUAAUCCUAACCUAUGUGCAUGCUACAUCAGAUGAUGUCGGGACUAGGCGUCAUCUGCACAGAUAUAAGAUUGAUGACGUGAUAUGGAUCUUAUUUAAAUCACGAUGAGUGCGAGUCCAGAUCAACUCUCCAACUCGGAGGGUGGGAGUAACCAGUUGGAAAAGGAUUUCAAGAAAUAUCAAGCUGACCAUCAUUUGACAUUGACAACUGUCAAGCAAAAGAUAGCAUCGACUGACCUGCUACUCAGGAAGUUUAGUGGAAAAUGUGCAGAUUUUGAUGCGCAAGCAAGGAAGUUAGAAGAAAUUAGCACCACUUUGGAGCGAGUUCAAAGGUAUCACUCACCUACUAGUAGGCUACUACACCUGUGGACAUAGUCACGAUUUGUCAUAAAGUGCAGAUCUAGAGCCUGUGACAGAGAAACACAGAGGCAGACAGACAGACGGACGGGCGGACGGACGGACAGCCAGACAGACGGACAGACAGACAGACGGACAGACAGACAGACGGACAGACAGACAGACGGACAGAUAGACAGACAGGCAGACAGACAGACAGACAGACAGAC
Molecule: messenger RNA, 627 nt
Organism: Priapulus caudatus
Lineage: Eukaryota; Metazoa; Priapulida; Priapulimorpha; Priapulimorphida; Priapulidae
Exons: 5
Coding region: 167-436 (89 amino acids)
Source: RefSeq, a predicted model, not a curated record